GAAAUAAGGUACCACGUUGUAGUUGCUGCUGUGGAUACGGUAACCCAAAUACACGAGAAAUGGAGGUUUAUUUUGCUUAAAAUAUGUUGUUUAAAGAUGGGUUUAGGGCGUGAGCCACCUUCUUACCAUCUGUACCAAUGGCCUCAGCAGAGACGCCCCUAUGUGUACCACCACCUGAACACCGUAGACCACAGCAAACUCAUCCACCAAGCCAGCCCCCAAAAGAAUAUCUACAAAGCCACAUAUCCCCAUGAGGGCUAUGGUACUUCGCGGUUUCCGUAUUAUAAUACAUAUUCUAACCCUCCCCCUGGGUUUGGCUCGGGACAAAGCGCAAGUCAGCUUCCCAGUGGAGAUUUGUCAUUCGUGAAUGGAGACCCCUCAGUUUAUCACCAGAAUCAAUGUCAGCAACAACUGCAAAACGGUAAUUUGUAUGAAAAUGCGUUCGGGCAUCAGUACGUUCAGCAAAACAUUGAUGUAGCCGUAGCACCUGGAAAUGUGGAGCCAAGCGAUGUGGCAGCCCAAUUAGCACAACCCCUGCAUCUGACACCCUUUCAUGCAACACACCAUCCUCCUCCUCCUUCUCACCACCAUCAUUUUCAGCAACAGCAGCAGCAAGUCUUGGGUACUUCCCCUGAGAUGGCCGGCCAUCAAAUGACGAUGUCAGAGCUGCCUCAGUAUACUUAUUACCACCAACACGGGCUUGCCACAUAUGGGAUGCCUCCAACUGUGUACGUCCAGGCUGACCCAGGGCCGUACGACAGGAGCGCAGCAUUUUACAGACAUAUGCCAGAGCUGGGAGAGCAAUACCAAAGCACAGUGGAACAGUCUUCUGGCACAAUGAGUAACAUGGGAAGACAACGUUUUAAUUCAGCUCCCGAUUUGGCUGUCAGGGCACAAGGGCAACAGCCGGACCAUCAGAGUCAGACCUUGAAUUUUGCCUCGGAGAAGAUGUCUAGUGGCACAGAAAUUCCAGAAGGUUCCAUGUCCUCUGGUCACAACCAUCAGGGUCGGUAUAAAGGAUCUAGUCGUGGUAUGCAGCUCAAGCGUGUAAAACAGGAAGCAGUCCGUUAUAUCCAGUCUGUUUGCCCCUAUCUAGGACGGAAGUCGUUCUGUCUACCUCCUGUGGACAGGUCUCGACACCCUGACAAGUCCAGCAAACAACUUGUCCUUGGAGUGGAGGCAGAGAGGAGGGUCAUGGGCUCGUUUGAACGCUACUUUGUUGAACGUGAAAUACCGGUGUUCAUGCUGUGCCAUUACCCUGUGGGAGGAUUCCUGAAGCACACACCUUUGUGGGAGAGUGGGCGAGGUCCCCCUCAAAACCAUAAGGAGGACACAGUCACCUUGCUGCUUCUGUCCAAUGUGUUCAGCGUAACCGUGGUAACGGUGAGCAUUGUCAAUGGCAGCUCAGAGUUUGUGUACAUCCAGAAGGCAGUGAACCUGGCGGCCCUGAAGAUGAAAAUGUGUGUGAAUUCUGUGUCGCACUGGCUCAAGACUUUGGGAAUCCGUACGCCCAUACAGCAAGUGAUGGCCUUCCCCAACCUGAAAAAAUCUAUGAUGAGGCGGAUAGUCCAAGACAAGGUGUUUCUGCAGCACUUUGGCACAGUGACCACUCUGAACCAGGACCACCUGUCCGCCCAGUUUGAGGAAGAGUGGUCGACUGGUGUGCACAAGGUCCAGUUCUCCGAUUGGAUGGAGAAGGAAGUAUUGUACAGCAAGGUGACCUUGACCCCCAUGGAGCUGAAGACACUGCUUGGUGCCCUGCUGUGCCCGGGCUUGUCCAAAGUGAGCUACACAGAGAAUCUGUCUUCCAUACCCCCGGUAUCUGCCCAAGUGCCUCAGCCCGAGACAGAACAAGACACAGUGGAUGAUGUAAGCCAGCUGAAACUGACAAUUGACGGAGUGACUCGUGGAUUUGACCAGUUUAUGGAAGAGUAUGUCCAGUGCUACUACCCUAAUGUGGAGGAGCAGACAUACAGAGUGCCACCUAUCCACUUCAACAUCCAGUCUUUCCAAAAGCCCUCAGACUGUCUUUUUGAAAUGGAGCACCCAAAUGACCCAAGGGUGGCUGAGGGGUCGCUGAAAAAAGAAGUGCAAGAGUUCUCUUCCGGACCGGCCCAGGAACAGAAUGGCUCUGGGAAAAAAAAGAAAGGAGCUGGCGGCAGAUCUGCUAAUGUCUUGCCGAAAGAUGAGGAGAGUAAAUUGUUCAUGCCUAAGAGCAAACCGUAUAAGUGGUCUGUGUGUUCACGCGGCUGCCAAGAAUGCGCAGGUCGCUCCGUAUCAGCCAAGGGAGAGAAUCAUGCAGGAAGCAGCCAAGAAUCCUCGCUGAAAUCCGUGGAAGUUACAAGGAGGGACCAGCUCGUACUGCGAGAUGGGAAGCUGACGUUUGUUGGGGGGGCAUCCCAUGAAGCCGACACUGAUGGAGGAAGAGGCACUGUGAAAAGCGAUGCAAAGCCCGUGUCCGCACCCAGAAGUGGCAAGCUUCCUUUGAUGGACUCUCUGAAACUGUCCUCUCCGAGCUCAUCACCGCCAGUGUCUCCUGUCUCACUCUCAUCCUCUCCCUCGCUAUCCUCAUCCCUGGACGGUCUGAAAAAAGACAAGGCUUCCCCAAAGUCUUCUCCAAGGAGGAAGAAAAGUAAACAGAAACAGGCGAGAGCGGAAGCGCUGCGCGAUGUGGAUAUUUUGACUCCGGUCAUGCUGAAAGAUGUCCGAGCUGAUGAAGGAGAAAAUCGUGUUGUGAGCGCACUCGAGUUGCUUGGUCACCGCCACGGCCCCAUGUUCAUCAUCUGUGCCUACCAGUACAACAACUACCUGAACAAGCUGCGAGAGGAGAUGUUCUCGAAGGGCGAGGCCGUUCGGCCCGUGCGGGCUUUUGGUCAGACGAUGAGAGCUGAACACGACUGCCUCAUUCUGCACAAGGAAUACGGUAUCAUUGUGGUGUGCAUCAAAGCCAUCGGAGACACGUUCUCUGUGUGGGGAGCCACAGAAGAGGGCAAGCUGGACUCCACUGUCCGCAUCUUGGCCAAGGCGGUGAAACAGCUGGAGAGAGAGGAGGCCAUGAUCAGGCACGUGACCUCUGACCUUGAUCCGAAUAUCGCCUGCCACAAGUUGAUUGCUCUUCCCAAUUUGACGAGGGAUUUGGUGAAAAAAGCUCUAGAUUCUGACCUGGCGGACUCGACAUUGUUGAAGAAACUAGAUGAUUUGACUCAUGGCCUUGGAGCAGACGCCUUUCUGUGCCAGGAUGAGUUGCCUGUAAAGUUCCGGUCAGUCUGGGACCCCCCAGACAUAAAUGUGGUCUCUCGCCUGGUCGUGUGGUGGUCUCAGCUCAAGAACAGCCUGUACUCAAAGCAGAACGAAAUGACCACCCGCAUUUUUCGCCAGGUCAUCGGGAGAUACUGUGGCCUAUUGUCAACUGUGGAGGUUUGGACUCAAACGAAUCCUCGCAUCGAAGUGCGGAGUGCGUCAGAGGCGGUCAGGCAGUGCGCCCAGAGGUUUGCCCGGUUUGUGCUUCUGCCCCACCAGCUGAAAAUCCUGACCUCCAACGAGCCCCGGGUAUAUCUCUACGGGCCCCCAGGGUCGGGAAAAACUCUCCUUCUCCUCCUCAAAGCCAAGGAGUGGUUGCUUGAAGGACGCACGGUCAUUAUGAUUAAUGCGCGGGAGUUCAGUACCUCAGGGUUUCCUCUGGCCCAUGGCCUCGAGAGGAAGAUUCGGAUGAUGGUGCCAAAUGGAAAUUUGGAGCGCAUUGAUAUCGACUCGAUGAACUUUAAGUCUGAGAUUCUGGCACACAUCUUGCCGUCACGAUGUGUCAUCAUGGAUGAAGUGUCCGGGUCCUCGCACGAGAUCGUUGAACAUUUGUGUUCGCUUCAGCUGAAAGCCAUUUGGUGUGCUGGCCUUUUCGAAGACGGUAAGCCCAUCACGGCUCGAAGGUUCAAGGCAUUCCCCUUGGACAAAAUCCUACGCUGCACUCCCAUCGUACAAAGCUUGUUGAGACACACUGAGCAAGAGGUGCGGAUGAGCAAACCAUAUGAAAACUCGUACGCCCGUACAUCCCUUGAGAUUUCUGAAAGAGCUGUUUCUCAAGAAAGUGAAAAACUCAGUUCUUCAGAGCCUGAUGCGACAAGUACAGAGCAAGUUGAAAGUGAAGUCACUGACAUGGAAAGCGAAACUCCUCAACCUUCAUUACAAGCGCAGAGUUCCAGUGAAUUACUUUUUGGUACAUCUUCACAACAGAAGGACCUUGCAUGUCAGAACUCUUCUCCUGUACCUGCCAGUCAUGUCAGUGGUCGCAUCCUGAAGUCUGACCUUGUGGCCUGGAGAAUCGAACAAAAGUAUGGACUAAAGAAAAAUGUGGUACAUGGGACUGCUUUGGACGUAAGUUCUGUCGACGAGAAGCGCGGUCGUCCUUCAGUUCAGAAUACGUUUGUGACCAGCAGUGCCUUGUUGGGUCUGCCGACAGACGGUCCCAGACCUCACAUCAUUGACCACCAGCGCCACCAGGUGGUCCACCUGCCCUCCAGCUGUCCAGUGUGUGGGGACGAGCUGUUUGCUUUUCUUCACUCCAUGGUGAAGCAGGACGAUGGGGACAAAGAGCAUCAAGUCGGACCCAGCAAAAAUAAGUUUGCUCUAAAAUCCAAUACCCCACGAGGGGGCAAGACUUUUCGUCAUUUCAAUCCAUCACAGUCAAAAGCCAAGCAGUUCACCCCUGUGGGACAGAAGCUGCGGUCAUUUUUGGACAGCAGGGCCUUGACUUGGUCGGACGUCCUCAUUGUGUCGAGGAUAGUGAACGAGAAGUCGGUACUUCUUCAAACAUUGCGCCGGAACGAGGUCCCAGUUGAGGUGGUCCGAGGCUCCUCAACGGCCCGCAUCGAAGACCCAAAUGAGAAAAAGCUUUUUGUUAUAGAGCCUAAAGAGGUGACGGGCUUAGAGAGGGCUCUGAUUAUCUUUGUUCCUUCAGAGGCUCCGGAUGCACUUCAGGGAGCCCGGGAAGAGAGUAGCGGAGGGGUAGACAAUCGGCUACCUGAUCUGUUGUUGAAUAAUAGCGUUGGGAGGUACACGAGCGAUGAUAGAAACGCCCUCUGGUACAUUGCCUCACGCAGCCUCUCCUCGUUAGUGUUGAUUUUGCCGUAAAAGAAUUCUCCAUUGCGUGGCGUAGUAACGAGUAAAGUUGUGAUUUGACGCUCAAAGGGUUUUACAUCCCCCAACGUUGGCUUUAGAUGUUCAUCUUUUAGACAAGAAUGUGCUCAGUGAAAGGCCAGCUGAUAAUUGAAGAUGAUUUAGGAGUCUGACUAUUGUAAAAUUAUUUUAGAAUCUGAGGCUGAAGAUAGUUUAGUAAUCUAAUAAUUCAGAAUGAGUUAAGAAUCUUGACCCUGUGAACACAGCAUGAGUGCUUUGAAGGAACUGGAGAAUUUUGUCCUUGGCCUUCUCACAUUCCAUGAGAGUUUGUCUACAGUGGAAGCUUUAGCUUGCGACUGCGUUGCCAUGGAUUGUGGUAGAAUUUGUUUUUGUUCUUUUUCAGAGUGUUAUCUCAAUAUCUGAAAAGUUAUCUUACAGUAUUGUUGUUUUUACCGAUCUUAGCGUCAUUUUCAUUGCUGCUUUUCCAUGGAAAAUUGUGAAGUGCCAGUUCAGUUGUUAUAUAGUUUGUUCGGGUGCAUGCUUGAUACCGGCAUCUUUGGUGUGGUGGUAACGGUUAUUUGCUUUGCACACAACCGACUUGAGUUUAAUUCCCAUAUAUUUACUUUAUGGAGUAUCUCUCUGUCUCCUCGGAUGCUGUAUCCCACUCGGACAACUGUGGCAGGCUGGAUCAAAUGCAGCAGCCUACCUCUUAAAUCAUAUAACUUUUGUCAAUAGAGACUUAUAAUAUUUACCAUUGUGUGUGUUCUUAGAGUCUGGUCUUAAAGGCUGAAGACAAUAAUGUUGCUGUAUGUGAGGCGCUGGGCAAAUCUUAUUUUCUCUAAGUGUACUAGCCGCAGACGGGGGAAGCUAUGGCUGGGCUUCAUGUAGGUUGAUGUUUGUCCAGACAUGAAGGACAGUCGAACCUGUCCAAGACGGAAACCUGUCAAAACAGAAUCUCCUCGCUUUCCCUUGAUAAAUUCCAUGCGGUACCCUGUUCAACCAGGAAAUGUAAAGGAAAAACUCUUCUACCUUCAGAGGGUUUUGAUCUAUCCAAGGUAGAAAAUGCUUUACCGGCUCAACCCUUCUAAUUUGAAACAAACUCCCAAGUCUGGUUCCACCAGCUCUUACCUUUGAGGGUGAGUUGGCUGAUGCUGCGGUGUGGUUUAGGGGUAUCUGUUACUGUUACCCCAUCCAUGUGAAUCCUGAGUGGUGCAGAUGGUCAGGGUGAUGUGAGUGAGAAAUCUCAGCACUGCUUGUGAAAGUGCUGAAGACGAAAGUGCUUAAAAAUGGUGCUCCACCAUGGAAACCGUCCUGGGUAGCCAGAGGUCUGCCACCCUGAUCAUAUAGCCAGACGUGAAAAUAGUUUUUCGAGUCAUUUUUACGUACAGGGGAGGGAUGGCAUGGUAAUAAUAGAUGGGGGUUAAGGUGGAAACAAAGGGGACUUUCCAUUAUUUCUAUUUUCAAUUAGUUAAACAAUGGGCCUUGGAGAUGCAAGCACUUGUGGAAAUUGGCAAGCCAUUUAGUCAUGGUCGGUUAGGCUAGGAUGGUGUUUGGGAGGUGUGACGUUUUGACCACUGCCUGUCAACCAGACAGGUGACCCUUGAUCCUACUACAUAAUGGCUGGCCCUCUUGAACCCCCACCCCACCCCUCCCCCUAAAUUGCCUUGUCCAAGAAGGAAAAUGUCUAAGACAGAAUUUCUUUUUUACUCCCUUGCGAUUCCCUCUUGGACUGGUUCGACUGAAAUCAUAAAGAAGACUAUGUCGUAUGUUGCAUGGCUCUUUUUGGUAGUGUAGUUAAUGUUACAUCAGAUAGUAGAUACUAGUGUCAACCAAUGAAAAUGUAGUGCUAUAUGAAUGUUUCCACAAGCAAUGGUAGUAAGGUGACAUCAAAAGGCUUCCAGGGUUCACACAGUGUUUGUUCAUUGCUUUGUUUGUAAGUUUUUUUUAACAGUUUUGUCCCCAAAGCGCACUCAAUGAAAGACUGGUAUGAAUUGCCUUAAUGUACAAUCAUUAGAUUUGAUGGAGAGGGACUGGCUUUUUAAGGAGAAAUUUCCUAAUGAUUAGCGCAGACUAUUCACAUUAUGGAUCCAUCAUAAACAUUUGUCCCCCUUUGUAUAUAUAUAUUAUUACAGUGUCUGCAAUUUUUGCCUAAAAUGUGCUCAGUGAAAGGCUUGUAGAAAUGACAUCAAUGUGCAGUCACUGAAUUUAUAUUGGAAAAUAUGUAUGUCCGGUAUUUAUUCUUUUACUAAACAUUUUUUAAUUUCUGAAAAAUAAUAUAUAUAACACAAGCUAUAGUGUCUUUUAAAUAAGUUUUUCCCCCUUUUUAUAUUAUAUGUAAUGUAAGCAGUUCUUUUUUUUAAAUUCUGCAAAUUCACCAUAGAAUGGUGUCUCUGCUCUGUUAAUUUUUCAUUUCAUUUUACUUGUCUGAAUGUCUCUUGCUUUUUUUUUUCAUUAUGAGCGUUUCUGUUCCCUGGUUCAAUUCCCCAACACAUUCUCCUUGAACCUGGGUUGUUCGAGCAGUUUUCAUCGAAGAUAGAAAUUAAAUCACAAGUCCCACGUCUCAGAUAACCUUGUUGUGUGAAAACGUUAACAUACUAUCAUCAGCAUCAGCAUUUCUCACCCUGUGCCGGAGUAUAAGCCACUAACAAGAGCUGUCUAUGUACAUUUGUCUUGGGUCUUAUACUAUAUAAAAAGGACGGAUGGGACUGAGUUAAAGACUAUAGGUAAUAGCCUCCAACUCUGUCACUUUAAGUUAUAGUCUCCAACUCUGCCUCUAUGGUCACUAUAAGUUAUAGUCUCCAACUCUAUCCCACCCUUCCUUUUUUAUGCCAGGCCUCUUUGAUUUUAGUGAACAGGUUUUUUUUACUGUAUCCAAGAAAAGGAACUGUUUCUCCCAUCCCCCUCUCAUCUAUACACUUCGUCGUCGCAUGUGGUGAAGAUUGGUUACAAUGUAACAAGUUUUUACUUCACUGUGUUAUUAGUGUUUUAUCGAAAACCAACAGCAAUGGCAAUAAUGCUAAAUUAGUAUAUAUUGUGUCAGCUUCUGAAGCUUUGAUGACAGGGCUUUUUUUUUUGUGCUUAUCUGCUAACGAAACUGUUGAUUGCUUAAAUUGUUACUUCUGUUUGAUUAAUUUAUAACUAAAAUGACUAGCUAAUGGUUGAGGUUUUAGCCCUUUUUCAGUGAGAAACUUUUGUAUCAAUGCGUAUUUUUGAACUCUAAUAAACAAACAAACAAAUACAGUCAUGCUCUAAUACCCACCUGUUUAAGACUAUCACCUAUAGAAAUAACAGUUUCUCACUUCUCCUCUUGGGUUUUUAAAAUUUAUAAUGGUACUGUCCAAGACGUCCACCUGUCUUAGACAACAACUUUUCUCAACAACGGGUGGCCGUCUUGGACAACUUUGACUGUAUUUGUCCUGUCAUCAUUAACUUCAGAACUGUCAAGGCUGAAAAAAUGAAAAAGACAAACAAAAACUUGUGGAGGCCAGCAUGACAGAAGGCCCUACUUCCACUUUCUGUGCGCGAAGAUUAGAACAUUUGCUCCCAGGUUUCAGAAGAAUUAAAGUUAUGUUGAAUAAAACCCAGUAGUGCCAUUGUAUUCAGCUUCUUUUCAUUUCUUAUUUCCAUUUCAUAAGAAACUGUCAUGAUGAGCAGAGUUGUUACAGGUUUUUUUUCAAAAUCAAUUAUAUGACCUUGUCCGCUUUCAUCAGUCAAGAGUUGUUUGUAAUUUUGUUCAUUGUUACAAUCGUAUCAUUCCGUCUGAACAUGCAGAAUGAAAGAGGAGUCUAUGGAUUAUCAUGUCGGAAUUACUUUGAUUUUGCUAGUCUUAAAGUAGACAUGUCCAAAAAAACCUUUUUGUGCAUACAACUGGAAUGGAAAAGUUGGACAGACUAAAUGAAUUUGACUUUUUACUUCAUUUUGCUUUUGCAAACAGCUUUGUGAGAUCCAAUCUUUUUAUUCUAAGGUUCCCUUGAAGACAUACGUGUGUUUCCUGUGAUUAGAUAUUCUAGCAGGGUUUUGUAUUUUCUGGGUCUUGCCUAUAUUGUACCCAGCAGCUUUGCUGUGUUGGAACAUUGAACUGGUUGAAGAUUUAAAUGAUAACCUGUGCACGAAUUGUGGUUUUUUUGAAGGACAGAGUUACGAAAACAACCCGCAAUCAAAUAGUUGAAACUCAAUGUUGAACAAGAAUUCCAAAGAAUGGACCCAGAAACAUGCCAUAGCUUUUUAAAAUUUCCAGCGGCAUACCCGAGAUUGUCUAGAGAGAAAUGGUCAACACCUGGACCAUAUAAUUUAAACGGCCGUCACCUUCUCCAAGUUUGUUUGGCAAUGUCAGUUUCAAAUAAGUUUGUUCUUUAAUGCACAAAUACCCUUUACGGUUGAGUUUUCGAAAGAUUUACUCGGUUGUGGUUGAAAUGUUGAAAACUUUGAUCUAAUUCUUCCAAAAUGCUGUGUUGGAUUUUCUUAUUAUUGACAAAUUUGAAGUCCCCUUGAUUGAAAUCUAUUUGUUUUGUUUCAUUAAAAUUGGUGUAAAGACGACCAAGUUAUUGCUCUUUUAAUGGGUCAUGAUAUUUUUUUAAGACAUAAAAGAUAUUUAGGUUGGAACAGGAUGGUGAGACUGCAGAAUAUCGCAAAUAAAAUUUUUUGAUAUUCUCAAAUCCCACAUGAAUAAAAAUUCGGAGACGUUAAAUAACCAUUAACUUUCACUGCGAAAAAUACAGUAUAAUAAUAAUGUCACCUCAGUUGUUUUUUUCUCAAUAUUUCAUACGUCUCUUGAACAUUUGAGUGAAUGGUGAGGUUUUUUGGCCCUUCUCAGUAGUCCACUCUUUUAAGACAAAUUUUAAUGUCUGUGGAAUAACAAUUAGGGACUUCACCAAGCACACAUAAAACAUGAGUCCUAAAUACUUUCCUGCAUGAGGUAGUUUAUUCUAUGGAGCAUCUCUGUAGACCGUUUUGUCCAGGUACGCCCUGAUAGGCAGGGUCAAAGCAGCCGGACUCCUUAUUAAUCUCAAUUUUGUGUUGGUCUGGUUGAAAUCAUUUACAAUCGCAGUCAACACAAUUUUUCAACCCACUACGCAAUCAUUAGAUGCUGGAGGAUGAAAAGUUUGCCGUAGGGCUAUUCCACGGUAACUGGCAGGGCCUUUGGACUAUACUUUCUUACAAUGAUCACUGUAAUUCAAUAUCAAUUGAUUAAUUUAGUUCAACUUUAAAUGGUCAGGACAUUUUAAAGUCAUAUUACGAAUCAUAUUAAAUGCAGUCAUUUGAAAAAAAAAAGUACUUAAUGCAAAUUCUGCGACUUGUUUAGUUCCGGUAACUGACGCAACAAAUGAGGUAUUUUUUUUCUGUCCUGUCAGUUACUGAAACUAAACACGUCUCAGAAUUUGCAUAAAGUCCUUUUUUUAAAAUGACUGCACUUAUAUAUUUUUCAAAUGUUCUGAUCAUUUAAAGCUAAAAUAAAUCAAUUGAUUUUGAGUUACAGUGUUACCAUUGAAAAAAUGUUUAGUCCGAAUGUCCUGUUAGGUACCAUGGAAUGGUCCAGUAUUCAUUAAAUGAUUUAUUAGUUUUCUAGUGUGGAUGUUUUGCAGUUGCUUUUACACCAACCAAUGAAAUUUUAUCAUAAUUUUAGCCCCACCCUCCUUUUUUUUUAGCUUUCAUUGUUUUACUUUAUUUCAUAUGUAUCGAUUAUUUGAUUGCUGAUGUUGUUGUUUUUGUCAAACAGUAAUCCAGGCUUUUGCGGGGGGGUUUUUCUUGCGACUUUGAUUCUCAGUAAACAAGAAAGAGUAAACAGUUGUAUUAUGAAUCAGACCUGUUUUUCUUGGGAAAUGAGAGAGAGGGGAGGGGGUAGGGGAUGAAAUGAAUAGACCCGUUGCACUGGAGCAGAAGGUGCAAUGCAUCAAAUGGUGGAAAAGCAGAGCUGAACAUAAUCAUAAUGAUCAGGUGCAAAUAUUAUCUUUUGUGUAUCGUUCCUGAUUUCUGUCCUCUCUUCAUUCAUUCCUCCUAAUACUUAAAAAUGACCUACAUAUGUAUUUAUGUCCAGUAGGAUGUUCAACAAAUGUUGAAGUUUUGACUGAUAAUGAGUACUAAUAUUACUACUACCUUGUAAAUUACAUUCAUUCUACAUGUAUCUUGAUAUUAACGAGUGAAACUUCAUCUCUUUAACAUCUUUUCAUAACUUGUGCCAAAAACCAAUGGGAAAAUGUAGUACAUAACAGUGCCUUCAAGACCUCAACUACAACUUGAUUUUUUUAAGCGACUGCGUGUUCUGCUCAGGGUGAUAUAUAUGUAUGAAGACUUCAGCUCCACAAAUCUCUUUGAAACAUGGACCAUCUCUUUCUUUUUCUUCUUCAUCAUGGAUGAUUGCUGGAUGCCAUUGGUAGGCCUCACUUGUUUAGUUUCCCUCUCUUGUUUCCUCACACACUAGCGUCUGUGAUGUAGUUUUUUUAGGCGUUUCACCAUUGUGUGAAGAGGACCCAAUUUCAAUUCCUGUGGGGGAAAGAAUUUUUACCGAGUCUCUCUGCUGGGAUAUUAUUGUAUCCCUCUUAGCUCGAUUUGGCAGGGUUGAAGCCGACCUCCUAAAUUAUCGAAAUUUUGUCAAUUUUGACACAUACAUUAAAAUUUGACCACCUUGCUUUCUCCCUGCACUAAAUAACUGUGUCGAUGUGCUUCUCUGUGCUCAUACUCGAGCUCAAACCUCUUCAUCCCACUAUGUAAUUUAACAUCCUCAGUGCCAUAAGCUAUUUCCUUUUUUUUUUUUACCUGGAAAUGAAUGUUAUAUUUGUCUGUGUGGCUUACUUUUUCCCAGCACUUAAUGACCGUUAGUGAGUCGAUGUGCUUCUCUUUACUCAAACAAACAGUACUUUGAAAUCCUUUGUGCAUCAAUUUUUCUGCAUCUGAGCAUGAUUUUCUCAUUGAUUAAAUUCAAAGGUUUUAUAUAUAUUCUCAAUUACAACUGCUUUCCAUGUGUAUCUGGUUCACCUACCACCAUAAAAGUAUUUUUGUAACAAUUUUCCUGAUUUGUCGAUUUCGAAAAUGUUGAUUUCACACUGUGAUGAACAGUUUGGCAGUUGGAAACACUUUUAUUAUUGGGUAGCCUUUAUUAUUUUUUAUUCAGUUGUUCUGCAUGCUUUAUGCUUUCAUUCGUGCAUACGAGGCCGUCAUGGAAUUGUACUUCUUUAAACAAAAUAUUCAUAUAUUUUUUAUAUGUUACAUUUAUGUAAAUAUUUAACAGCAUUUUUUAGAGCAGCAUAGCGUUCAUGCUACAUUGUUGUUCAAGUUUGCGCUUGGGAAAAUUUUUUCGUAGUGUUCCAAAGCCUUUGUAAAUGUGAUGGUUCAUUUACUUGUUUAUGCCAAUUAAACUGGUUCAUAACCCA
This is a messenger RNA of Aplysia californica (California sea hare), 12476 nucleotides long. RefSeq lists its product as uncharacterized. The transcript is spliced from 12 exons. Bases 97 to 5124 code for a protein of 1675 amino acids. Gene Ontology annotation, molecular function: ATP hydrolysis activity. Lineage: Eukaryota; Metazoa; Mollusca; Gastropoda; Aplysiida; Aplysiidae. The record is from RefSeq and is a predicted model, not a curated record.